Messenger RNA from Umbelopsis ramanniana AG, 1371 nucleotides. RefSeq lists its product as uncharacterized. The transcript is spliced from 2 exons. The coding region runs from base 92 to 1144 and encodes 350 amino acids. The record is from RefSeq and is a predicted model, not a curated record. NCBI's taxonomy places the organism in Eukaryota, Fungi, Mucoromycota, Umbelopsidomycetes, Umbelopsidales, Umbelopsidaceae.
GACAUGAGCCAAUAGAUCCACAAAACCCCUUUAUAAGCACAUUACCUCUAGAUACGGUACACCUGAAAGUGUUGCGCUACCUAACCUAAGCAUGUCUUACGCACCACCCCCGCUCCCAAGGUCCAAGGCAGAGGAACCGGAAGGCUAUCGAUGGACCUCCGAUGAAAUUAUAAAAAAGUUGCCUGAAUCUGCAUCGAUACAGGGCAAGGUGUUCAUUGUAACCGGUACAAACGCUGGACUUGGAGAAGAGACCGCCCGAGUCCUCUCAGCAUAUGGAGCUACCGUGGUCAUGGGAUCAAGAAAUGAGAGCGCAGCUAAAGAAAGCAAGAAGCGCAUCAUAGCUCGUCACCCUAAAGCAUCUCUUAAAUGGAUCUUUCUUGAUCUUUCGGAUUUACAGUCAGUAAAAGAUUUUGUCAAACAGUUUAAGGCAUUGGGAAUUCCACUCAACGGCCUAAUUUGCAAUGCCGGUAUUAUGGCCUGCCCUUAUGAGACCACCAAACAAGGGUUCGAAAUGCAAUUUGGUGUCAACCACUUGGCUCAUUUCUUGCUCAUCCAGCUACUUAUCGACGAUUUGGUCAAGGCUGGCCCAGGUAGCAGAGUGGUAUGUGUGUCUUCAAAGGGACACCGAUUUAGCGGGGUCCGCUACGACGAUAUUGGAUUCGAAGGUGGAAAAAAGUAUGACCCUUUUGAAGGAUAUGGACAAAGCAAGACUGCCAACAUCCUCUGCGCGAAAGCUUUCAACGAGAUUUACUCUAAGCAAGGUGUUGAAUGCUUCUCCCUACACCCAGGCAUGAUCCCAACUGAGCUCUCCAAAAAUAUGUCACCUGAAACUAGAGACACAAUGCUCAAAGGAAACAUUCCAAACCCUUUUAUGCGCACGUUUGUGAAAGGCGCUAUGAUGAUCCAGCCAUAUAUCAGGCCACUUGUUGGAACGCUUAAACCAAGCUGGAUGAAGACCGUGGAGCAAGGAGCAGCAACUCAAGUUUUCGCUGCUACGUCCCCUGAAUUAAAUGGCAAAGGUGGCGUUUAUCUUGAAGAUUGCCAUAUUUACAACCCACUAACUGAAGAGGCUGCUGAUGCUACUGGAGAAAAUGCAAAGCGACUCUUUGCACUCAGUGAAACCCUUGUCGCUGAAUAUAAAUAAUUUACUAUGAAAAAAAAUUAUCGUAUGGUUAUUUUUAUUUUCUAGAAAAUGAUAUCCCUCCCUGAGGUUCUAAAGGAAAAUAAUAAUAAAAGAAUGUAAGUGAGCAGGAAAAAAACCUUAUAAUGCCCAUAUUAAGCCACCCAAACCAGUGAGAGUGAGAUAGAGCAGAAUGUAAACUGCUAGCCACAGUUUGGAAGAUUGUUUUGAGAUAUAAUGCGGAAAGCAGA